ACCUGUGGUCGAAUUCCUUCUGUGCCACUGGGCAAAUCCUUUUUACCUCUUCUGCCUCUAUUUCCUCGUUUCAGUUUAUGCCUCUAACCCUCCAUCAGGGCUUUAGACUAAAUGCUCUCCGCGGUCCCUUCCAGCUUCGCAUAAAUGAGCCUCAGAAGGAAUCGCCAACCCCGUGGCCUCUGAGGAGCCCUGUGGUUUCACACCAGCGCUGGUCCUCAGCUCAGGGGGCUGGGACCAGUUAUCUCUGAGCUGGAGCCUGUCCCCGCUCACUCCUCCAUCAGGUGGAGCAGCUCCACACUCUACUUCGCUGCUCUGCUUCGCUCCGCUCUCCUCUCCUUCCUUCUCCCACUCAGUCCGAAGGAGGGAGAUGAGCGCAGACCACCUGGAAGCGCCAAAGAGGUUUAACCCGGAGCACGCAGAAGCCUCAGUGAAAGGAGCUGCUGUCACUCAGUCACUCACACCCUCUCUCUCCCUCACUCACUGCUGUGGGAGGAGCCCUGCUGGAGGAAGCUGUAUGACUGGGAUGCUGAGAGGCUGAGAAUGGAUCUGCAAGGAGUGUGUACGUUAGUGAGGAGCCAGGUUUCCAGAGGCGGCUGAAAAAGGCGACUCGACUUCAUCUGGUUGCAAGAAUUCGGAGACAGAGACUAAGACAGACGGACAGGCGGACAGAUGAUCUCGGAGCUCGGGAGAGGACACGCAGCAGAGACAGGAGGCUAGAGAGCGGGUGAAGAAGAGAAACUAACUGCAAACCUAAGUUCCUCCUCCUGCUUUCAUCUCGGUUCGCUCUAAGGAAUGAAACCUUUCCAGCUUGAUCUGCUCUUCGUCUGCUUCUUCCUUUUCAGCCAAGAACUUGGGCUCCAGAAGAGAGGAUGCUGUCUGGUGCUGGGGUAUAUGUCCAAGGAAAAGUUCCGAAGGAUGAAUGAAGGUCAAGUAUACUCCUUCAGCCAGCAGCCCCAGGACCAAGUGGUGGUGUCAGGACAGCCAGUGACACUACUUUGUGCCAUCCCAGAGUAUGAUGGCUUUGUUCUCUGGAUCAAAGAUGGCCUGGCCCUGGGUGUAGGCCGGGAUCUCUCACGUUACCCACAGUACCUAGUGGUAGGAAACCACUUGUCUGGAGAGCAUCACCUGAAGAUUCUUCGGGCAGAGCUGCAAGAUGAUGCUGUGUAUGAAUGCCAGGCCAUCCAGGCAGCCAUCCGGUCACGACCAGCCCGCCUCACCGUUCUUGUACCUCCUGAUGAUCCAGUCAUCCUGGGAGGACCAGUGAUCAGUCUUCGUGCAGGAGACCCCCUCAACCUCACCUGCCAUGCUGACAAUGCCAAGCCCGCUGCCUCUAUUAUCUGGAUGAGAAAAGGAGAGGUCAUGAACGGGGCCACCUACUCCAAGACCCUGCUUCGGGAUGGAAAGCGGGAAAGCAUUGUGAGUACGCUUUUUGUCUCACCUGCUGACGUGGAAAAUGGACAGCGAAUCGUGUGCCGAGCCACCAACAAAGCCAUCCCUGGGGGAAAGGAGACCUCAGUCACUAUCGACAUCCAGCAUCCACCCCUUGUCAAUCUGUCUGUGGAGCCACAGCCAGUGCUGGAAAAUAAUGAUGUCAAAUUCCACUGUUCUGCAAAGGCCAACCCAGCAGUCACCCAGUACAGGUGGGCCAAGAAGGGCCAAGUGAUCAAAGAAGGAUCGGAGGAUUCCUAUGAGACCACUGUGGACCACACAUUCUUCUUCGAGCCAGUCUCCUGUGAAGUCACCAAUGCACUGGGCAGCACCAACAUCAGCCGCACGGUGGAUGUCUACUUUGGCCCUCGAAUGACCUCCGAGCCACAGUCACUGCUGGUGGACCUGGGCUCUGAUGCUGUCUUCAAUUGUGCCUGGACAGGGAACCCAUCACUAACUAUCGUGUGGAUGAAACGUGGCUCUGGGGUGGUCUUGAGCAAUGAAAACACCCUGACUCUGAAAACUGUCCGACAAGAGGAUGCAGGCAAAUAUGUGUGCCGAGCUGUUGUUCCCCGAGUGGGCGCCGGGGAGAGAGAGGUCUCACUGACUGUCAAUGGGCCACCCAUCAUCUCUAGCACCCAGACCCAGCAUGCCUUGCAUGGCGAGAAAGGGCAAAUCAAAUGCUUUAUCCGGAGCACCCCUCCACCAGACCGAAUCGCCUGGUCUUGGAAGGAGAAUGUCCUUGAGUCAGGGACCUCAGGGCGUUAUACAGUUGAGACAGUCAGCACUGAAGAGGGGGUCAUCUCCACACUGACCAUCAGCAACAUCGUUCGGGCUGACUUCCAGACCAUCUAUAACUGCACAGCCUGGAAUAGCUUUGGCUCUGACACAGAGAUAAUACGGCUCAAGGAACAAGGUACGGAAAUGAAGUCGGGAGCUGGGCUGGAAGCAGAAUCCGUGCCAAUGUCUGUCAUCAUUGGGGUAGCAGUGGGAGCUGGCGUGGCCUUCCUUGUCCUCAUGGCAACCAUUGUGGCCUUCUGCUGUGCCCGUUCCCAGAGAAAUCUGAAAGGUGUUGUGUCAGCAAAGAAUGACAUCCGGGUGGAGAUUGUCCACAAGGAGCCCACCUCUGGGAGAGAUGCUGAGGAGCACCCCACCAUCAAGCAGCUGAUGAUGGAUCGAGGGGAAUUCCAGCAGGACUCAGUCCUGAAGCAGCUGGAGGUGCUCAAGGAAGAGGAGAAGGAAUUUCAGAACCUAAAGGACCCCACCAAUGGCUACUACAGUGUCAACACCUUCAAGGAGCACCACUCCACUCCCACCAUCUCCCUCUCUAGCUGCCAGCCUGACCUUCGCCCUGCCGGAAAACAACGAGUUCCCACAGGCAUGUCCUUCACCAACAUCUACAGCACCCUGAGUGGCCAGAGUCGACUCUACGACUACGGGCAGAGGUUUGUGCUGGGCAUGGGCAGCUCAUCCAUUGAGUUGUGCGAGCGUGAGUUCCAGAGAGGAUCGCUCAGCGACAGCAGCUCCUUCCUAGACACUCAGUGCGACAGCAGCGUCAGCAGCAGUGGCAAGCAGGACGGCUACGUGCAGUUUGACAAGGCCAGCAAGGCCUCUGCCUCUUCCUCCCACCACUCCCAGUCCUCCUCCCAGAACUCGGACCCCAGCCGACCCCUGCAGCGGAGGAUGCAGACUCACGUCUGAAGGACCCAACCCCAUGGGAAAGGAAUGGGGAGGGAGAAUAGGGCACCCUGAUGUCCAAGGGGACUGUGGGGACUGUGGAGGGGACCCCAGGACUAGCUGAUCCCUAGGACAGCAUCAUGCCCCCACCAUCAUCCCACUUCAAAGCUCUGAUCAAGCACAAACCUCUCUCCCUGCCCAUGGCAUGGGAAAUAUGGACAAAGAGCAUAGCUAAAGGCAUAGAGCCCAAUGCUGGACAACCUCCUGCCCCCAGCCCAUUUCCCAGGGACCCCAGCUCUGCUGCCUUCCCUUCCCACGGGUACUGGUAGUAGCUACCACUUUGCUUUAAUGAAAUUGCUGUCCACUCUUGGGGCUCUAUCCCCCAGGUGCCCAUACUUCCCCACUCCCCGUUUCUGUGCCCUUCUGCAGACUUGGAGAAAUCAACAAUCUCUUCCUAACACUGAUUCACCCCAGGUACCCAUAUCUUUCCCUGCUGUUCAUAGCUACUACUUUGGAGACUGGGAAGCCAAUAGUAGCCCUGAGUGGGAUGCACCCCCUCCCAACCAACUUGGUAGGGACCCCUCCCCCAUUUCUGUUUGGUGUUUUGUGUCCAUAUAUUGCAGUUCUGUCUUUGGACUCAACAGCCCUGGAUUCCGAGGCAGGGGCUGAGCCACUUGGAGGCUGAUGGUACUGAGAGGGAGGAGAUGGAUGGAGAAUCUGUGCACUGAAAGUAGCCCCUGCCGAAACCCACCCCUCCUUCUGUAACACAGAACCUCUCUAUGCUCCCCACUGCUUUGUGUACCCCCAUAGCACAACUGGAGUUAAUAUAAGAGGUGUGAGAGUUUCUCUGGUCAGGAUUCUUUCCAUGGAAAGGUGGGGCAGAGUAGUGUGAAAAUGAUCACAUUAUUACAAAGGAAACUGAUUUGGGAAAAGAGUCAGGAUGCUGAGUGAGUGGACAGGAAGAGGUGGGCAUGGAAUAUUACUUAGUCUCUUCCACUCUAUGGGAUGGUAGUACAGCCUGAUGUUUACCCCCACUUGGUUCAGUGGGAUAGUCCCCUGCUCAUUCUCCAUUCUUCCCAAGAUCCUCAGCAGCUGGUCCAUGAGAAGUGAUGCCAAGAGCUUCUCUGGAAACAGUGUAUGUUCUUCUACCCUGCACAUAUCUUGGGGACAGUGGAGCUGGGGAGAGGAGAAAGUAGCAGCCUCACAAGAACAUGGGGCAACUCAGAGAAACAAGGAGAGCUCCAGGAUCCAUAAGAGGAAGCUUCCUCCCCACCCCAGUAAUCAGAUCAUGGAACACCCAGUAUCCUGGUCCCCAGGCCUUUGUUUCAGGGACAAUACUGAGGGACCGGAAGGGAACGGAAACAGUCAGUUGAUAAACAUUAAGCACCUACUGUGUGCCAGCCACUCUGCUAAGUGCUGAGGAUCCAAAGAAAGGCAGAUGUCCCUUAUCUCAAGGAGUUCACACCCUUAUGGGAGAGACACAUGCAAGCAAUUAUGUUCAAACAAGAUAAACUGGAAAUAAUCUACAGAGGCUUCCUGUAGAAGGUGGGAUUUGACUUGAAGGAAGUCAGGAGGCAGAAAUGAGGAGGGAGAAACAGAGGUGUCCAGCCCUGUUAGGCUAUUCAUCAGCCACAUCUCCCAGCUGUCUCACAAUCUGUUUACCCAUCAGCUCUUCUAAUCUAGAGCAAACCCCACAAAAGGCUGGGCACAGAAGAUGCAUUGAGAAAUUAUUACCUCCCAACCAAGUUAGUGGGAAGCAUGAGAGUGGGAAAGGGAAGAGCUAAAUAAAUGGGAGGGGGCCCAGUGGACAGUCCUGGAUCACUCUUUGAGGGGGCCACCCACAUCCAUAUUCCAAUACAGUGGUAAACAAGAAGCAUGCCUCCCCUCCUAAGCCACUCUAUCUCACGUGGCAGAUGAAUGAAGCCUACUCCACAAGGACUGAGUUGCCUUGUGACCUCCAAAAGACAAGUCUGCCAGGAAACGAGGGUCUGUAACCACCACCCCCCACCAAGGCUACAUUGGGGUCUUGUUGCCAGUCUAGUCACUAGGUUCAAGGCACUAGAGAGGUGUUAAACUCCCUUUCCCCAGGCUUACCACCGAGAUAGUACAUUGUGACUAUUUCUACCAUUUCUUUGUUUCCUAGAAUAGUAGGCUUCCACAAAUGUCAUACUUUGUCAUCCCUAUGCUUCUCGGUCUCAGAGUUGGCUAUACUUGAACAAGUACAGCAAAAUCAGGGGGACAGAUGAUGCCUCUGUGCUCCUUGAGUGAAGAAAGACACAUAGGCAGAUAGGGAACAAUAUUCAAUUGAUGUCCUUAUAGGUCCAAGGUUUCCUUCUGCUUUGUACUUCAGAUCUAUCUUGGGCUUCUCCAGAGCCCACUACCAUUGCCACUACCACACCUGGCUUCUAGGGUCACUCUGCUCUCUCUCCCCCCACUACUAUCAAACAGUACAGACAAACACUCUUUUCCCUUAUUCCAGAAGAGACAACAGCCAUAUUUUUAAGGGCUUGGAAACAAAGGGAAAUUAAAAUUAAACUUAUGAAAAUAUAGUAUCGAUCAAUUUAGAGAGUAUAGAAAUCUAAUCCUAAGAAACUUUAGUCUAAUCCCACAGAUGAACUUAAAUGUCACAAUCUAAGGGGUGUACCCUAACUCCAUUUCCUAUUCCUUGCUUCAACUCUAUCUGAGGAAUCUUUGAUUGAGGCUGGCCCCUGUCUAUCUGGCUCCCAAAGAGUCUUCCCUUGGGUGUUCAAGGGUUCAAUGAACCUGCUAAUACCUUUGUUGCCCUUCUCAAAGAGGAUUCUAUGACUACUGGAAUCAAUCGAUCAACAUUUAUUGAGUACUUGCUAUAUGUCUGGCACUGUUUGAGGCAUUAGAGAUACAAAGACAGGGGCAGCUAGGUGGCGCAG
Dromiciops gliroides (monito del monte) is the source of this 6011-nucleotide messenger RNA. It is a transcript of the gene KIRREL3, whose product is annotated as kirre like nephrin family adhesion molecule 3. NCBI's taxonomy places the organism in Eukaryota, Metazoa, Chordata, Mammalia, Microbiotheria, Microbiotheriidae. Bases 793 to 3129 code for a protein of 778 amino acids. The transcript is spliced from 18 exons. The record is from RefSeq and is a predicted model, not a curated record. Gene Ontology annotation, molecular function: cell adhesion molecule binding. Gene Ontology annotation, biological process: cell-cell adhesion; synapse assembly. Gene Ontology annotation, cellular component: cell-cell junction.